AGACUGAGAGAGAGAGGGAAAGAGAGACACACACAGAGAGAGACUGAGAGGGGGGAGAGAGACGGAGAGAGAGGCAGAUAGAGAGAGAGACUGAGAGAGGGAGAGAGAGAGAGACAGAGUGAGACAGAUAGAGAGACAGAGACUGAGAGAGAGAGGAGCCGCUCGCUGGUCGUCAUGGCGAAGAACACGAUGUGGUCGCGGUUCCGGGGCCUGGACAUCGACCAGUACGAUGAGAACCGGUUUGUGGACGAGAACGAGGAGGCCGGCGAGCAGCAAGGACCAGACGGCGCCGAGGUGGACGCACUCAUCAGGCAAGGAGACAUGAUGACGGCGUUCCACGUGGCUCUGAAGAACCCGCCCAUCAACUCCAAAAACCCAGCCGUGAAGGAACGUGCCCAGGCCGUGGUGAUGCGUGUUCUCACCUCCUUUAAGAGUAGUGAUAUUGAGCCGGCUGUGAAGUCUCUGGAUAAGAACGGAGUGGAUCUGUUGAUGAAGUACGUCUACAGAGGGUUCGAGAAGCCGUCAGAUAACAGCAGCGCCAUCCUGCUGCAGUGGCAUGAAAAGGCGUUUGCGGUCGGAGGUUUGGGUUCCAUCGUGCGGGUUUUGACGGCACGGAAAUCUGUGUGAAAAAAAUUAAAUUUAACUCUAAAUAUAAACCCAGAGCCACGGGAUCGAUCCGUUUUUUUUUUUUGUUCUUUUUUCCUCUUAAACACGGACAGAUCACAUUAAAUCACACGACGAUCCCGAGCGGCUCCCUCUCUCUCGCACACACUACAAUGACCAGUGUAUUUUAUUUAAUAACGAUCAGAGGAGUGUUGUGUUGUAUUUAUUGUACAUUAUUAAAUCACCUUAAUAUUUAGCGCCUGGAGACGACGAGGACGGACUCUAGGCUGUUAAACUCUGACGGAUUUUGGCCUGCGCUGUCUUUCGGAUACGGAUUUUUGCUUUUUGUACAGAAAGAUGAUUAAUAUAUGGUGUGGAGGUGGUCACGGGCGUCGAAAAGGGGGUGGGGCUUAAAUGCUGAUUACGUUAUAGACCGUACUAAUAGUUACUUCGUACAAUAUACUGAAUUCUAGCGUUAAGCUAAUUUAACUAGUCUGCUGGCUAACCGUAUAAAAAAAAUCCAUAACUUAUUAUUGUGACCGGAUUAUCAUUUUUAAUCUCCGCCCCCAAAGACGCCCGAGGCUUCGGACAUACGAGGACGUUUGUAGGUGUGUACGUGUGUGUGUGUGUGUGUGUGUGUGUGUGAGUGUGGUGGGGGGUAAUAUGUGAAGUGCCUGGUGCAAUAAAGAUCACAAAUCAACUGUUUUUCCGCCUCUAACUCUUUCUCUGUGCGUCCGUUAAAGCCGAAAGACGUCUGGAGUUCAGACCUCGCUCUGGAUGCCUUUGUUUGUUUCUCAGAUGUUUCCUGUUUUGUUGCUUUCUUACGAUCGCACGCAUAUGGGAGGUGUAAAUUAGCCGCUCGCCUCCGUUUGCCGAGCAGCCGGUCUGAGUUAGAGCACAUGUACGCCGAUUAUAGAAUGUUUCAGUGCUAAGAAUUUAAAGGAAAAAAAAACAGUUGUGUAGAAUGUUAAGAAUUGUGAUGUUAAUAGGUGAUACUGUGAUAAGUGGAUCUUAAUAAAGGGACGCGUUCUGCGGGACGAUA
Messenger RNA from Tachysurus vachellii, 1645 nucleotides. It is a transcript of the gene arpc5la, whose product is annotated as actin related protein 2/3 complex, subunit 5-like, a. The record is from RefSeq and is a predicted model, not a curated record. NCBI's taxonomy places the organism in Eukaryota, Metazoa, Chordata, Actinopteri, Siluriformes, Bagridae. The transcript is spliced from 4 exons. Bases 175 to 627 code for a protein of 150 amino acids. Gene Ontology annotation, biological process: Arp2/3 complex-mediated actin nucleation; cell migration; regulation of actin filament polymerization. Gene Ontology annotation, cellular component: cytoplasm; actin cytoskeleton; Arp2/3 protein complex. Gene Ontology annotation, molecular function: actin filament binding.